This is a messenger RNA of Dicentrarchus labrax (European seabass), 7047 nucleotides long. Its product is annotated as eukaryotic translation initiation factor 4 gamma 1. Gene Ontology annotation, molecular function: mRNA binding; protein binding; translation initiation factor activity. Bases 137 to 5671 code for a protein of 1844 amino acids. Gene Ontology annotation, cellular component: eukaryotic translation initiation factor 4F complex. The record is from RefSeq and is a predicted model, not a curated record. Lineage: Eukaryota; Metazoa; Chordata; Actinopteri; Moronidae. The transcript has 33 exons.
AUCACUACCGGCUUCCGGGAACAUUUUCCGUCCGUCCGGCUCUGCGGACUCAAGGAGAGAAAGGACAAAACGUUCCUCGGGUCAUAAAUAUUUGUACACAGGUCCACAUCUGCCUCCCCAUGCAGAACUCCAUGAAAUGAAUAAAGCACCACAGCCUAUAACAGGACCCCCCUCCACCCCCCACCCUGCCCCCUCCCCUGGCCUUUCACAGCCCUCAUUCCCCCCUGGGCAGCCCCCUUCUGUUGUGUUUGCCACCCCACCGCCUCCACAAAUGAACCCAACACCGCAGUCCCGACAGUUUGCCCCAGGGCCCCGGCCUAUACACCAACAGGGAAGCUUCAGGUCGCUACAGCCCUUUUACACCAACAGGGCCACCCUGCCUCCCAACAGUGGGCCUCGGGGCGUCCCUCCCAGCAGUGGCCCUCGGCCUGUGACGCCCACCCAUGUCUACCAGGCGGGCCCUGGCUCACAAAUGAUGAUGAUCCCUGGACAACAGUUGCCCUUCCCCAGCUCACCACAGGGACCUGCCUACUUUAUACCGGGACAGUACCGGUCAGCAACCUAUGUGGCCACACCCCAGCAAUACCCAGUCCCAGCAGGCACCCCAGGCUACUACCCAGGCACCAGCCCCGCUGAAUAUGGUACUUACGGGGCCUACUACCCCGCCCAGCCUCAGUACACCCCCCCAGUGCAGCCGGCACCCGUCAUUAUGAACCCUGCCCCUCAACAGCAGCAACCACCACCUCAGCCUCCCCAACACAUCCCCACCAAAAGGGAACGUAAACAGAUCAGAAUAAGAGACCCUAACCAAGGAGGUCGAGACAUUACAGAGGAGAUUAUGUCAGGGGGCCGAAGCGGCUCUACCCCAACCCCACCACAGUCAGCUGUAUCUGGAUCAGAAAGUACAGCAGUGGCCCAGGCCAACGGUGAGAGCGUCACAGCUGCUGCUACACCGGCAGUGGUUCGACCAGAUGAUAGAGGCAAACCUACGCCCCCGCCUCUGUCAAAGACCCCUGAACUUGCUAAGAGUGACCCCAUCCACACUGAGGCUACCUCCUCUGACACGAACACUAAGCCCCCAUCGCCCCCUCUACUAUCAGAAGCAGAGGACACACCUCUCGACACUAUUUCCACACUUGCACCAAGCCCUCCUGUUGCAGAUGUGAUGGAUGCUCCCCCACUUCCCAAGGAACCCACCCCACCGCCUAAAUCUGCGCCUGAGGUGCCCGCCUACCCCGCACCGCUCCCUGACCCUGUCCCCUCCUCUGCUGCAAAAGACAAAACGGACAAGAAAGCCACAGAGUCAAAGGAGGGGGAGGCUAAAGUAGAAGACGCAGCUGCCUUUUCGGACACACCCCUCGCACCUCCCUCCACCACUAACGGUGUCGCAGAGGUGGAGCCAGAAAGGCUGUCAGUCGUGUUGCCACACAGUCACCUGGAUGCCCCUCUGGAGUCUCCCAUUGCACAGCCCGAGGAGCUCCGCCUCCCCAAUGGCCUGCCACUGCCGGCCCCACAAGACCCUGAGGUGCCUGCCAUCAGUACAGCCGAGCGUGACGACAGCCCCAUCGCUGAACCUGACAUUAGCCAGCAGUCUGUCGUACAGACCUCUGCAGCCAUCAGUCAGGCAGUGCCCACACCCGUUGUCCAAGCCACGCCCACACCCGUUGUCCAAGCCACGCCCGCACCCGUUGUCCAAGCAAUGCCUGCACCCGUUGUCCAAGCCACGCCCGCACCCGUUGUCCAAGCCACGCCCGCACCCGUUGUCCAAGCCACGCCCGCACCCGUUGUCCAAGCCACGCCCGCACCCGUUGUCCAAGCAACGCCCGCACCCGUUGUCCAAGCAACGCCCGCACCCGUUGUCCAAGCCACGCCCGCACCCGUCGUCCAAGCCACGCCCGCACCCGUCGUCCAGGCAACACCCGCACCCGUCGUCCAAGCAACACCUGCACCCACUGACCAGCCUGCACCCACUGACCAGCCUGCACCCACUGUCCAGGAGAUUCCUGCUGCUCCAGUCACCCAGGCAGCACCCACACAACCUGAGGUGCAAGACGCGAUUCCUCCUGUCACCCUGGAUGCCGAGGAAGAUAUCCCAGUGCCCCAGUCCAGCGCCAAGGAAGAGAAGCCAUCUCCCGCAGAGAUGGUUUCAAUAGCUGACAGCGACCCAGAAACAGUGCCGACUCCUCCCCCUCCCACAGCAGAGGAAAGGGAGGACACUCCUCCUCCCCAGACAGUCACACCUGUCCUUGUUGAAACGACUAUGCAACCUGCUACGUUUGUGCAAAAGAAAAAGAGGAAGAUGAAGGAACUGAACAAAAAGCAGACAGUGGGAGACCUCCUUGAUGCCUUUAAAGAGGAGCAGGUCGUGGCCACACCAGAGCCCGAGCCAGCCCCUGCCCCAGCACCAGAGACCCAGCCCCCUGCUGCUUCCCCUCCUGCCUCAGAGGAGGCGGACCUGACCUGGGAGGACAAGGAGGACAAGGAGGACAAGCUGGAUGCUGAGAACAUUCAGCCAGAUUCGCCGACCGACAAGAAGUACCAGUACAAAGAGGAACAAUGGAAGCCAAUCAACCCAGAGGAGAAGAAGCAGUAUGACAGAGAGUUUCUUCUGGGCUUCCAGUUCAUCUCAGCCAGCAUGAACAAGCCUGAGGGUCUACCAGCCAUCAGUGAUGUUGUCCUAGACAAGGCUAAUAAGACACCUUUGCGUCAACUGGACCCCAGUCGUCUACCAGGAAUGAACUGUGGCCCCGACUUUACACCCUCCUUUGCCAACCUCGGCAGGCCCGGCAUGGGAGGAGGAGGAGGAGGAGGAGGAGGAGGAGGAGGAGGAGGAGGAGGAAGCAGAGGACCACCUCCUGGUAUGGGCAUCGGAGUUGGUGGGCCACGUCGCUCUCAGCAGAUCCAGAGGAAAGACCUAAGGAAAAUCCUCACCACCGUGUCACUCAGUGAAGACGUGCAGCUGAAUAAGGCAGAAAAGGCGUGGAAACCUUCAACAAAAAAAGCUGUUCGCAGCCGCAGUGGAGAGGAAGCUGAGGAGAACGAUCCGGAGCAAAUAAAGACACAGGAGCUGUUUAAACGGGUUCGCAGCAUCCUGAACAAACUGACCCCCCAAAAGUUUCAACAGCUAAUGAAACAGGUGACGGAACUGACUAUUGACACUGAGGAGAGAUUGAAAGGAGUCAUAGAUCUUACCUUCGAAAAGGCCAUUUCCGAGCCAGACUUUUCGGUGGCCUAUGCCAACAUGUGCCGCUGCCUUAUGGGGCUUAAAGUCCAAACCACAGAUAAGCCGGGAGUCACUGUGAAUUUCCGCAAGCUGCUGCUAAAUCGAUGCCAGAAGGAGUUUGAAAAGGAUAAAGAUGAUGACGAGAUAUUUGAGAAGAAGCAGAAAGAGCUGGAAGCUGCCUCGGAGGAGGUGAAGCAGCGGCUCAUUGAUGAGCUACAAGACUGUAAAGACAAAGCCAGGAGGCGCUCACUGGGCAACAUCAAGUUCAUCGGUGAGCUGUUCAAACUUAAAAUGCUCACAGAGGUCAUCAUGCAUGACUGCAUUGUAAAGCUGCUCAAAAACCAUGACGAGGAGUCCCUGGAGUGCCUGUGCAGACUGUUGUCCACCAUCGGGAAGGACCUAGACUUUGAGAAGGCCAAGCCUCGUAUGGACCAGUACUUCAAUCAGAUGGAGAAAAUCAUAAAGGAGAAGAAGACGAGCUCCAGGAUCCGCUUCAUGUUGCAGGAUGUGCUGGACCUUCGACGGAACAACUGGGUUCCCCGGCGAGGCGACCAGGGUCCCAAGACCAUCGACCAAAUCCACAAAGAGGCUGAGCUUGAGGAGCACAGGGAGCAUAUGAAGGUGCAGCAAGCCCUUGUCUCCAAGAAGGAGUCGGGUGGCGGCCAGGGAGGCAGGAUGGGCGGAGGAGGUCAGGGCGGUCGCGGGGGCCCUCACACCCCAGGCCGUGGUGCUCCUCCCCAGGAUGAGGGGUGGAAUACAGUGCCCAUUUCCAAGAACCGACCUAUUGACACCUCUCGCCUUAGCAAAAUCACUAAGACUCCUGUUCUUGACUUCAACAAUCAGUUGCUUGCCCCAGGAGGCAAAGGUACAUGGGGGAGCUGGGGAAAGGGAAGCAGCGGUGGCACCAGCGCCAAACCUGCAGAUUCUGGCUCAGAGUCAGGCGGCCGUCCAGCUACCAGCACUCUGAACAGGUUCUCAGCCUUACAGCAGCCUUCGUCCUCCUCAGGCCCUUCACUUGACUCAGACAGAAGAGUCCCUCAGAGAAACAGCUCAAGUCGAGAGCGCGGUGAUAACUUCGACCGGUCUAAUCGCGGCAGCGACCGGUUUGACAGACGGGAUGAGCGACGGGACGACCGUGAUCGAAACCGGCUGCAGGUCACCAAGCGCAGCUUCAGUCGAGAGAAUGAAGAACGGUGCCGGGAGAGAGAGCAGCGUGGGUCAGCCGACCCUGUCCGCCGAGUAGCGAGCAUGACGGACGAUAGAGAUAGAGGCAGCAGAGAGAGAGCCAGGAGCAAAGAGAAUGCCAAGCGGGAGACGGCUGCCACCCCACCACCUCCCCAGACCCCCACCAAGCCUGCCUUGACCGAGGAAGAACUGAACAAGAAGUCUACAGCCAUCAUCGAAGAGUACCUCCAUAUCAAUGACAUGAAGGAGGCUCUGCAGUGUGUGCAGGAGAUGAACAGCACUCAGCUCCUGUUUGUGUUUGUGCGAAACGGGCUGGAGUCAACGCUGGAGCGCAGCACCAUCGCCAGGGAGCACAUGGGCCAGCUGCUGCAUCAGCUCAUUAAAACAGGCAUUCUCCCAACACAGCAGUACUAUAAAGGGCUUCAGGACAUCCUGGAGGUUGCUGAAGAUAUGGCAAUAGACAUCCCCCACAUGUGGCUGUACCUGGCAGAACUGAUCACUCCCAUGCUCCACGAGGGAGGGAUCCCCAUGGGAGAACUUUUCAGGGAGAUUUCAAAGCCUUUGAUCCCUCUGGGCAUAGCCGGAGUCCUGCUGGUCCAGAUCCUCACUUUACUCUGCAAAGGAAUGAGCCAGAAAAAGGCAGGCACAAUGUGGAGGGAGGCUGACCUCCAGUGGAAAGACUUCCUCCCUGAGGAUGAAGACGUCAACAAGUUUGUGACAGAAAAGGAUGUGGAGUUCACGCUGGGGGAUGAGUCCGAGAAGAGCAAAAAGGAGCUGAGCUCUGCAGAGCUGACCAAACAGGUGGACAAACUGAUCAAUGAGAAGGCCGACAACGAGAGGAUCUUUGACUGGAUUGAGGCCAACCUAGAUGAACAGCAGACCUCCUCCAACACGUUUGUCCGAGCUCUGAUGACCUCCAUCUGCCAGUCAGCAGUCAUCUAUGAGAACCCCUACAAGGUGGACGGUGAGAAGAUCAAACAGAGGGCCAAGCUGCUGCAGAAAUACCUGAAGGACGAACAGAAGGAGCUGCAGGCUCUGUACGCCCUGCAGGCCCUGAUGGUGCAGAUGGAGCAGCCUGCCAAUCUUCUGCGGAUGUUCUUUGACACUCUUUACGACGAGGACGUGAUCAAAGAGGAGGCCUUCUACAAGUGGGAGUCUAGCAAAGACCCCGCCGAGCAGCAGGGCAAGGGCGUGGCCCUCAAGUCCGUCACCGCCUUCUUCACCUGGCUCCGCGAGGCCGAGGACGAGUCUGACAACAGCUAGGGACCCCCGCUGGGAGGAACUGGUGGGAGUUCAGAGAGGAUCCUUGGGGAGAGCGAAUGUUCUGUGGAUGAUUCAGAGAACUCUGAAUCAACAAAAUCCUUCUGCAUAAACAGAAAAAAAAAAAACAAGAAAAAAAUUCUUCAACUGGGAGAGAUUGUAUUAUGGAUCGAACGUUCGAUCGUGUUAUUUUUUUUUUGUUUCCUUUUUUUGGGUUUCUUGUUUUUCCUUGAGCAACCGAAUGUCUUUUUUGAAGUAAAUGAAAAUACAGGAUUAAAUAGAGAGAAUAGAUAUGAGAGAGAGAAUGCUGAGAAGCGUUAAAGCCGUGGGAGAUAAUGUUUCCUUCAGUAUUUUUUUUAGGUUUAUCUCCUGUUUUCAAUGGCUUUUCCGCGCCACAGCAACACUAUUCAAGACACUUUGCUUAAUGACAGAUAUAUAAGAGAACUUUAAAAGGCUGUUCACAUCUAUAUUUUUGAUGACUUCAUCCUUUGUCAUGUGGACACGACACAGACACGUUGUCAUGUCACAUGUAUGGUGUUCGAUCUACAUGACACGCUUGUGUAGACGGCUAGCUAUGUUUCUCUUUCUUUUCCCGUGUUGGAUGAUUGGAGUGUGUUUUGUAAGAAAAUAGAAAACUACAAAGAAAAGUGGCGAGAGCGGACAUUUCAGAUAGGAGUUAGUGUAACGGAUGUGGACUCCCGAGGAUUUCACGCAGACUUUAUGAGGACGGUGUCACUAUGGGGAGGGGGCGAUGAACAUUGACCAUUUUUGCUGCUCGGGAGUGACGAUUGCGGCCCCCGACGCCCCUCAAACCCAAGCCCAAACCCCAGUAUACCCUCCGACGUGUCUGUUUCACAUGUUUCCUGCGCUUCAAAAAACAAACUGUGGACUGAGAAAGGGAGAGCAAGAGCGAGGGCUCACGGCUGCACCUUCCUACGAAGCCCAUUGUCGGAUUUUAAAAAGAUAAAAUAUCGUUAUUGAAACUUGAAGAGAAAAGUAUACAGUCAAAAAUCCACUUAAAUGAAAAACUUUAAAAAUAGUUUAACAGUACGAAUCCUAAGGCCUUUUCUGCUUCCAUGAGUUGAAAUGCAUUUCAGGAGAGUUCUGUAAAUAUAUGAUGGAUUGUGAAUUUUUUUGUUUUGUUUUGUUUUUUUCAAAGAAAAAAUGCUCUUUUCCCUGUAUUUAUAUAUUUCUCUCCUCAGCUGGCAGAAGGUGCUUGUAAUUAUCCAACCCAAGUCAUUGAUUACAAGUUAAUUGAAAAUUUGUAAAUAUUUUUUGCUUUACUUUAUUAAAAAGAUAUUUAAUUAAAGAAAAUUAAUGCCUCUUUUCACAUCCAAAACUGGAAGAGAUAAUAAAGAUCGUUGCCAAUAAAAGAAAAA